Formica exsecta is the source of this 3956-nucleotide messenger RNA. RefSeq names its product ubiquitin carboxyl-terminal hydrolase 8 (gene Usp8). Gene Ontology annotation, biological process: protein deubiquitination. The transcript has 11 exons. Gene Ontology annotation, molecular function: cysteine-type deubiquitinase activity. The record is from RefSeq and is a predicted model, not a curated record. The coding region runs from base 500 to 3508 and encodes 1002 amino acids. Lineage: Eukaryota; Metazoa; Arthropoda; Insecta; Hymenoptera; Formicidae.
UGUCGAAUGUCGUAGUAUGAAUAUUGUAUUACGAAGAAGAGUUGCCGUCCUGUAGAAUCAUUGCCCGUUAUCGGCGACCUGACGAUUAAUGAUGGGUUAACCUCGGUCUCGGCGAGACUGACAUCUACAAUUCAUGGAGAGAUAUUUUAAAUCGCGCCGUGAAAUUUCUUUGAUUUGGAGUAUAAAUUUACAUGGCACUGCGUAGAGAGGAAAAUUUGACUGUGACGUCGCGGUUUCCUCGGUAACGUGACGGCGAUACAUGGUGGUUGAUGGUUGACAGAACCUUGUCAAUGUCUUCGAAUAUCUUCCAAUAUGCAUCCAUUUCCACGAAUCGCUAUGACCUGUACGCAGUCCUAAAUAGAUUAAGCAAUUAACAUCUAUCUGUCCUUUGACUGACAGCAGUUUACACUGCUGUCACUGUUAUCACAGUGUAUAUUGGGUGUAUAUUGUCACUGUCCUAAUCUUGUACUGAAGAUUGUAUAUCCUGAAAGUGAGCAUAAUGUCUGACGUAACAAAUUUACAUAAAAUAAAUUGCGUAAAUGAUCUCAUACAAAAGGCCAAGGUUGAUUUUUUGGGAAAGGAGCCACAUAAUAUAUAUUCAAGGCUUCCCGCUAUGCGACAGAAAUCUGAAGCAGCGAGGAAGAAGGGAGAUGAUGAGACUGCAUACAUUUAUUUAAAAAGAUGGUUAGAUUCGGUCGAAUGGAUAAAAAAAACUCGGGUUUAUAAAACUGGUAAAUCAAUCUAUUCCACAAAUAUGACUGUUGAUCAGAUAAAUGAAGCGAAAAACAUACUUGCAAACUUAGAACAAAAAUUAGAGAUACGCUAUGAGCUUAAUUCCAAGAAGCGUAGUAAUACAGUAGAAAAAAUGGAGGUUGAAACAGAUGGGAUAGAAGUAUCAGAGAUUUAUGCACCAAACAGCGACAUAGGCUUGAAAUUACCAGAAACACCAACUGAUGAUCCUUUAUAUGGUGAUAGUGAUGAAUUUAUAUCAUGCACUCAAUUGUAUAAUUUGUUACGAAAAAGUAGCAGAUAUUUGAUCAUUGAUACUAGGCAGAAGAUUAAUUAUGACAAAUCUAGAAUAUUGUCUGAUAGAUGCAUUAACAUUCCACAAUCUGAAAUUAAAACAGGAAUACUGGGUUAUCAUUUUUUGAAAUAUUUACAUAAAGAUAAGCAGUCACAUGAUUUAUAUGCUCAUCGAUCAGCACAGUAUGUGGAUGUUAUAAUCUUGCUGGACUGGAAUACUAUGCAAGAGUCUCUGACAUCCACCACUCAUAUAUGUAUAUUAAAGAAUAUUUUAGAGCAUUGGGAUCCUGGUACAAAGUAUAACAAGAUUAAGAUUUUAAAUGGUGGAUAUCAAGAGUGGUUGCAGAGAUACCCAGCAUUUGCGACAAACCCCAAUAUAGAUAAUCAAAUAACUGAAUCUAAAGAUAUUGAAAACAAGAUUUUAGAGACGAUCGAGUAUCCUGUAUGGGUGAACGAAGUCGAGAUCGCAAAGAGCAAGUUAGAUAAUACAAGAGCCUCCAACGUCAAUGUCGAUGAGGAAAUGGAUAAAGGUGACAAGUCGGCAGUAUCCAAACAUACCAGAUCGAGUAGUAACGAUAUUAUUUCUUCAACCAAAUCCAAGAGUUUUACUAGUCAGAUAACGAUAUCAAUCGACAGCAAACGACCGUCUUUGAGAGUAGGCGAUAGUGCGAAUGCGCAACGAUUAGAGAAUCCAGAUGUAUUAGUUCCUCAGCAUAAAAUAUCAUUGAACAAAGUGCCGCAGAAUGAGAUGAACGCGAAGCCAAUUAUUGAUCGCAGCAGCAAACCAGCUGCUUUGAAGACACAUGAUCCGCGAUGUAAAGAAAUAUUAAAGUUAAAGAAAGAGCUAAACGAACUAGCAAAGUCAAAAUUGAAGCUAGCUGAGGAAUUGUUAAAUCAGGAAUGCGAGCUCUAUUCCCAGCGUGAUGACAAGUACAGUGCCAGUGACGAAAAUUAUUUACGCGAUGAGAUAAAAUCUCUAAAAGUUAAAGUAGAGGACAUGCACAAAAUGUAUCUCAAGGUCGAAAAUGAAUUUAAUAUGUAUGCAAAGGAAACAGAUACAAUUAAAUUUAAUCCUAGUGACGACAAAGAGAAGAAUAAUCUUGAUUUCAAUCUCUCUCUUUUGAAAAACCAAAUCAAAGAAAAUGAAAGCAAACGAAAAAAGCUACAUGAAGAUUUUUUGGAACGGGAGCGCAGGGAAAUAACAAUGAGGCAAAAUGAUAGUGACAUUCACAAGGAGCCUUUAAAAACGGAUGGUUCAUCCAUUAACACCGGCUUGGAGCGCUCUUAUUCAAGUCCGAAUUUACUGCAGUUGGGAGAUCGUAAAGCACCUCAGGUAGAUAGAACUUCUAAGCCCUAUAUAUCGCCUCGCAAACAGAAUGGAUCUAUUGGGAAUGAAAACGUCAAAGUGUCUCCUCUUAAUUGGGGGAAUCGGGAGGAACGAAUGACUCCUAUUCACGGCAGUGUUCAUCCAGGCAUAACCGGCUUGAAAAACUUGGGCAAUUCUUGUUAUAUGAACAGCAUCAUUCAAUGUCUGAGUAACACAACGAAUUUGGCGAAAUACUUCACCGACAAUACAUACGCCGACGAUCUCUAUACGAGUAUCGAUAAUAUGACACAAGGCCAAGUCGUGGAAGAAGUGGCUCAAGUAAUUAAAGCGCUAUGGAGAGGCCAGUACAAAAGUAUAUCUCCUUAUGAUUUAAAGGUCGCGGUCGGGCAAUACAAAUUACAGUUUGAAAGUUACGAACAACAAGAUUCUCAUGAGUUUCUCACGUUUCUUUUAGACUGGAUGCAUAAUGAUCUUAAAAAGGAGGCGAAAAUGCCGAUCGAAAUGACCAAUGCGGAGAAGGAAUGGGACAAGGCGAUGAAUUCUCAAAGAUCCAUAAUAUCGGAUUUAUUUUUUGGACAACUGAGAUCUACCAUUACAUGUUCAUUUUGCAAGCAAGCAAGUACUACAUAUGAGACAUUUAAUAGUUUAACCAUGUCUUUAUCUCAGUCUAAUCGGUGUACUUUAAAUGAUUGUAUGGAGAAGUUUGUGACGGGACAGAAGGUGAGCGGAUGGAAAUGUCCCAAGUGCCAAACACCCCGCGACGCGACAAAGAAAUUUGAUUUCGUCAAACUCGCGCCCAUCGUUGUGAUUCACUUAAACCGUUUCGCCGAGAGUGGCGGAUGGUUAGAAAAGCGCAACACCGCCGUUGAUUUUCCCCUCAAGGGAUUCAACUUAAAGCCUUAUCUCGUUAUGGAGAAUACAAAGGCGAUCAUGACGAAUAAUAUCCGCAAUUACAAUUAUACUCUCUAUGCAAUGUCCAAUCAUUAUGGAACGAUGGAUGGCGGUCAUUACACAGCAUUUUGCAAAAAUGCUACUCAGGAUAAAUGGUACAAGUAUGAUGAUCAAACUGUCACGGAGGUAUCGCCGAGCCAAGUAAAAUCUCAAAACACGAGUGCCUAUUUAUUGUUCUAUACUUCGUUUCCGAAUACGAUCAUGUAGUAUGAAGAUGUGACCGCGGACGCGAUUAACACUCGGUUAUGACUAAAAUCUUAAUUUUAAUAUAGUGCUGUGUAAUCUUUCUCUUAAGUAUAAUAUCGCGCUAAAUCUUAGUCUUAUUAUUACGAGGAAGAUUACACAGUAAUGUGAUCGAUACUCUGUAGAUAUGAAACGGUAUAUUUUGUAUUAUAAAUCCUGUACAUGAGCAAGAAGAAAAAUAUGUAUAGGGGCUGUGACGGUAUUGAAAGCUUUAUCGGUGCUGGCAUUCAUUAAGAAUAUGUAAAUAUAUAGAACGGUGGCAAUUCCUUUCUGUAUUUCCAUUGCAGUUUUUUGCCUUAGAAAAAAAGUAAAAUAUAGUUUGAGAAUAUUUUAAUACGUGUAUGUGUGUAUAGCUUCAUAUAAUUAUAUUUAGAUAUAUUAGUCAGAUUACGUUGGAUUCAGAUACAGAAUA